Messenger RNA from Drosophila grimshawi, 3537 nucleotides. Its product is annotated as inactive dipeptidyl peptidase 10. The transcript is spliced from 9 exons. The coding region runs from base 31 to 3117 and encodes 1028 amino acids. Gene Ontology annotation, biological process: proteolysis. NCBI's taxonomy places the organism in Eukaryota, Metazoa, Arthropoda, Insecta, Diptera, Drosophilidae. Gene Ontology annotation, molecular function: dipeptidyl-peptidase activity; serine-type peptidase activity. The record is from RefSeq and is a predicted model, not a curated record.
AGAAACAGAGAAACAACGGGAUCAGCGAUUAUGGUUGAAAUACAAAAGCCACAUUCGGCCCUUAAGCGGCCCUCGUUGAAACGGGAAACAGUUGUGGUAAACAAUAGUGCACCCACCAUCAAAAAGGUGACGCUGGUGCCCAAGGAUGAGGAACUGGUGGCCAUAUCGCCGGAGCGUCGCAAUUGGCGUGGCAUAUUCAUAGCCCUGCUUGUUAUCGCUGCCGUCUUCAGCCUGAUCAUCUUCUCCAUAUUCCUGCUGUCCCCGGAAGAUGAGGGACUCCGAAUCCGUGGUCGCCGAAUGUUGCCCAGCGACAUUCUCAGCAAAAGUUUGCAAUGGAAGCCGUUCAACGGCACCUGGAGCAAUGAUCACGAGUUAGUUUAUCGUGAUCCAACGGGCGGUCUGUCCAUACUGAAUAUGACAGACUAUACCACUCGCAUUCUGAUGACUAAUUCCACAUUUCGCCAACUGAAUGCUGAAACGUUUCUGGUGGCUCCGGAUCAGAAGUACGUGUUGCUGCAGUCGGACAGCAACGCUGAAGGCUCCAGACACCACGUGUAUGAGGUGCAAACGGCGAACACAUUUCCACUGGGACCAACGGAGAAUAUUGCCGAGGCGCCCCAUCUACAGCAUGUGGUUUGGGCCCCCAUCAAUCCACCUCCACCUCUAACUCCAACUGCAGCUGUUCCUGCCACAAGUGCAGCUGCAACUGCAAGCGCAACAGGUGCUGCACAGUCGACAAUGUCGCCACUGCCCAGCGGCAGCAUUAUAUUAAAUAGUCUGGCCGUGGCUGCGGCAGGCGGUGCCGGCAAACCGACGCCCACAACCGGAUCCGGAUCCGGAUCCGGAACCGGAACUGGUGCCGCAACUGGAGCUGCCACGGUGAAUGGCAGCGGACAGGCGAAUGCGAAUGGUGGCAAGUUGGCAGGGGCAUAUACUCUCAACCAGGCGAUCGCCUUCGUGCACCACAACGACAUCUACUACAAGCCCAAGGUGCAGGGUGAACUUGUCUGUCGCAUCACACAGACGGGCGCCGCUGGCGUCUUCUACAACGGUGUGCCCGACUGGACGUACGAGAAUGUCCCCGAGCUGGAGAGCAAGCGGAGCAGCAUCGUCUUCUCGCCGGACGGCCUCUUUCUAGCCUUCCUCAGCUUCAACGACAGCGACGUCAGCGAGUACAAAUACACAUGGAUGGGCGACAAUGUGAAGUAUCCGGCGGUGUUGAGUCAACGUUAUCCCAAGGCCGGUGCCCGCAAUCCGAAUGUGACUGUGAAUGUGGUCAAUCUAUCGGUGAUCAAGUACAUCUUUCCCACACAGAUCAAGCUGCCCGCCGAGCUGGGCAACGGCAGCUAUGUGGGCGGCCUGACUUGGGCAUCGCCCAUCGAUCUGUCCGUGACGGUGACGAGUCGCGACCAGACAAAGGCGACAACGGUGAUUUGCCGGGCACCACACUUCCACUGCCAGGUGGUGCACACCGAGGUGACCAUCAACGAUGGCUGGGUGCUGCCCGCUGAGCGUCCCAUCUUCUCUGCUCGCAUCGCUGCCCAGCUGCGCGGCAGCCUGUUGCGUCAGUUCCAGUUCCAACAGCAGGAGCCAAUGGCCAGCGAUCCCGGCAAGAAUGGAGUGGAUGCAACCACAACCACAACCACCACCGUUGAGAAUCCGGCGAAUGUUACAAAUGGCCAGACAACGUACGAGAUAACCAACGGUGGCUAUCUGCUGAAGCGUCUGCCCGUGCGGGAUGGCGAACAUGGUCAUUAUCGUCAUGUUGUGUUUAUUUCAUCGCUGGAUCGUCGACCGGUGCCGUUGACCAUGGGUCGUUUCGAGGUCACCGAAAUUGUGGGCUGGGAUGAAGCGCACGAGAUUGUUUACUUUAUGGCUGCUCCUGAGAAGCGGCCGGGCGAGCGCCACCUCUACAAGAUCAGCCUUAAACUAAACAUCACCGAAACGAAUCGCACGUACAUCACCUCGACGCAGCCCACCUGCCUCACCUGCGACAACACGGAGUCCACGUACCGCCUCCAUCGUGCCCGCAGCACCAAUGCAGCCGACUGGCAACGGGGCGGACGCUGGGAGGAUAUUGUUGCCAGACUGGAGCCGGAUGAUUGCAUCUAUGACAUACCCAAGAAUUGUCUGUACAAUCGGGUGCAGUUCAGUCGCGACUAUAGCUACUAUGUGCAGGAGUGCCUCGGCCCAGAGGCGCCCAGUGUCUAUCUGGUGCGCACGGCCAGCAACGAGAAGAUCUUUGUGCUCAAUGCCGGCGAUGUGUUGCGUCAUCGCCUCUCCCAGCUGGCCAUUCCCCAGAUGCGUACAUUUAGCGUGGAGAUCCGACAUGGCUUUCAUGCCCAGGUGCGACUCUUUCUGCCGCCGGGCAUGCGCGAGGAGGAGGAGGUCGCCUUUCCACUGGUGCUCCAUGUCGAUGCCUCGCCGGGAUCGCAGCUGGUCACGGAGCGUUUUCAUGUGGACUGGAAUUGGUAUCUGUGCAGCCAGCGCAGCUUUAUUGUUGCCCAGAUCGAUGGACGCGGCAGUGGCUAUCAGGGCGAACUGUUGCGCACCCAGGUCCAUGGCAAACUGGGCACCGUCGAGGUCGAGGAUCAGCUCGGUGUUCUCACCUAUUUGCGCGACAAUCUCAAGUUCAUUGAUCCGUUGCGCAUCUGCGCCUUUGGCUGGGGCUACGGUGGCUAUGCCGCAUCCAUGAUGCUCAUCGAUGAUUCCCAGCAGGUGCUCCAAUGCGCCAUCGCCAUCAAUCCCAUUGUCAGCUUUGGCUAUCACUAUUCGUUCUUCACGGAACGGUAUAUACCGUUGAAGGGUGACUAUCUGCGUGCAUUGCAAGAGGCCGAUCUCACUAUGAAGGCGGGCAACAUCAAGGGACGCAAUCUGAUGCUGAUGCACGGCACGGCGGACACGUUGGUGCAUCAGGAGCAUACGCUGAUGCUGGUGCGAGCACUUGUCGAUCAGCAGGUGAAGUUCCGCCAUCAGGUGUAUCCGGAUGAGGAUCAUGCGAUUGGCCGAUCUCUUAGCCAUGUGUACAAGACAAUGGAAUGGUAUUUCGAUGAGUGCUUCGGCCCCGUCGAUGAUAACGAAUGGGACCCAACGGGUCUGUUUGUGUUCAAACAAUAAUUAAGACCCCCCUACGAUCCUUACGACGAGGAUCCGUUGGCCAAUCAGCUCAUCGACAUCGAUGCCGAUCCCGGCGAGCGAUACAAUCAAACAAUGGCAACAACAACGCCCCUAUCCGCCCUCGAUGAGCUGGACAACCGGCUCCAAGCCCUCGAUCUAAUGUCCUCAUCCGCAAUCACAUUAAGCAAAGUGUCCAACAAGCUGUGCAACUACAGCAGCAAGCGCAAGUUGCAACAAACUGAGACGACGCUGGCCAAAAAGAUGCGCAUCUUGCAACAGUAGACUCAAUCUGUGUGUGAAUGAAUGAAUGAAUGAAUGAAUGAAUAAAUGAGUAUGUAUGUGAAUACCGAAUGAGUGGCAAGUAAGCUCACCAUUUUUUUUGUUGUUAACGUUUUUUUUUUUUUGUAUUUUUGGUGUAUU